Hepatospora eriocheir is the source of this 273-nucleotide messenger RNA. The record is from the annotation of a GenBank genome assembly. NCBI's taxonomy places the organism in Eukaryota, Fungi, Microsporidia, Hepatosporidae.
AUGAAUGAUGAUUUAACAUUACAGGUGGAUGCACAAGUAAAUUUAUUACAAGAAAAAUUAAAAGAUCGAUUGAAACAGGCACAAGAUUUAAGUGACUUAAACAAUCAAGUUUUUGAAAAUUCUUUACAGUUAGAAGAAACAAGUUCUAACUUAAAAUCUACUUCUAUAAAAACUAAAUGGGUUUAUUUACUUGAUUAUUUAAAAUACAUAAGUAUUGGAAUUGCUAUAAUUGGAUUGUUGUUUUUAUUAGUUUAUAAGGCAUUUUCUGGUUAA